Phaeoacremonium minimum UCRPA7 is the source of this 1845-nucleotide messenger RNA. RefSeq names its product putative peptide transporter ptr2 protein. Lineage: Eukaryota; Fungi; Ascomycota; Sordariomycetes; Togniniales; Togniniaceae. The record is from RefSeq and is a predicted model, not a curated record. Gene Ontology annotation, cellular component: membrane. Gene Ontology annotation, biological process: transmembrane transport. The coding region runs from base 1 to 1845 and encodes 614 amino acids. Gene Ontology annotation, molecular function: dipeptide transmembrane transporter activity. The transcript is spliced from 7 exons.
AUGUCCGACACUGAGAAGCAAAUCAGUAACGGGGGCCUCACUCCCCCCGGCGAUGAACAUGCGCCGAUUUACACUCCCGCUCUAGAGGCCGAUUACGAAGGCAAGCCUACUGAGGAAGAGCUGGCUACGCUACGUCGUGUUCCCGGCAAGAUCCCCACUGUGGCAUACCUUCUUUGUGCUGUCGAGUUCUGCGAGCGUGCAUCCUACUAUGGCUGCCAGGGUCUCUUCAGCAACUUCGUAAACCGUCCAUUGCCUAAGGGGGGCAACGGCUAUGGAGCGCCCCCGCGAGGAACACAGCUGACUGCUGGCGCCUUGGGCAUGGGUGAGGCUAAAGCUAACGCUGUUGGUCAAUCGUUCAGUUUACUAGCAUAUGGACUUCCCCUAAUAACUGGAUAUCUCGCCGAUACCAGGACCGGCCGUUUCAACAUGAUUUUCUGGGGAAUUUUCGUCAUGGGCGUUGGUCACGUCAUUCUUGUAGCAUCAGGGGCCAAGGCUCUGCUUUCCGAUGGCUCUGCCAAGGGACCUUUCUUUGUUGGUAUCUACAUCCUCGCCGUCGGUGCUGCCAUGUUCAAGCCCAACGUCUCGCCUUUGCUGCUUGACCAAAUGACGACUCAUGUGCCCAAGGUCAUCACCUUGAAGACUGGCGAGCGUGUGAUCCAGGACCCAGAGCACAGCACUGAGAGAGCUAUGCUGUGGUUUUACCUCCUCAUCAAUGUGGGCGCUUUCAUGCAAGUUGCUACCUCCUACUCGGAGAAGUAUGUGGGCUGGUGGCUCAGUUGGCUGCUACCUCUCCUCCUCUACUUGCCCCUGCCCUUCCUCAUGAUGUUCCUGAAGAAGCGCCUUGUGUUGCACAAGCCCGGCGGUUCCGACCUGCCUAACGUGUUCGUCGUUCUGGGUCAUUGCAUGAAGAAGGGCGGUUUCGCCCGUAUUGGUCGCAAAGGAUGGUGGGAACCAGCCAAGCCCUCAGUCCAGGCUGCCAUGGGGCUGCCAGUCACGACACGCUACAACGACCAAUUCGUCGAGGAUGUGAAGCGUACCUUCCAGGCCACUGGCAUGUUCUGCUUCUUCCCCGUUCAAUACUGGAACGACAACGGUCUUGCCAAUGCCGCGAGCUAUCUCAGCACCAUGCUUACGACCAACGGAGCUCCCAAUGAUGUCCUCAACAACUUCAACCCCUUCGCUAUCAUCAUUGGCUCACCGCUCCUCAACUUUGGUCUCUACCCACUGUUGCGCAAGGCCAAGAUUCACUACGGGCCUGUCAUGCGUAUCUGCACGGGCUUCUUCCUAUCAACAUGCGGUGGUAUCACAUACGCCGUCCUGCAGUACUAUGCCUACAAGACUUCACCCUGCGGCUACCACGGGUCCUCCGAUCCCGAGUGUGUUGACAACGGUCUGACUUCCCCCAUUUCGGUCUGGUGGAUGGGUCUCCCAUACGCCAUUGGUGGCUUCUCCGAGCUUUUCAUCAACGUGCCCGCCUAUGGCAUUGCCUACUCCCGUGCGCCGAUUAACAUGAGAGGAUUGGUGUCCGCUAUCAACCUGUUCAAUACCGCCAUUGCCUACAUCGUCAACCUGGCGUGUUCGUCCGUGGUUGUCGAUCCUCAUCUUAUCUGGGACUUUGGUGGCCCGGCUAUCUUGGGAUUCAUCACCACCUUUGUCUUCUGGUUCCUCUUCAAGCACGUCGACAAGGAAGAGUACGUUCUGUCCACCAGCAUCGACACCGCCGAUAUUCAUCCCACUACUGGGACGACCAACUUCGGCGUCAAGGAGGGCGAGCUCAAUAAGACGGACAACCGCGCUGCGCCAAUCACAGACAACGAGGAAUACGGCAUCUCCCAGAAGAUGUAA